Trematomus bernacchii (emerald rockcod) is the source of this 765-nucleotide messenger RNA. Its product is annotated as homeobox protein pv.1-like. The transcript has 3 exons. NCBI's taxonomy places the organism in Eukaryota, Metazoa, Chordata, Actinopteri, Perciformes, Nototheniidae. The record is from RefSeq and is a predicted model, not a curated record. Gene Ontology annotation, biological process: regulation of transcription by RNA polymerase II; cell differentiation. Gene Ontology annotation, cellular component: nucleus. Bases 43 to 765 code for a protein of 240 amino acids. Gene Ontology annotation, molecular function: DNA-binding transcription factor activity, RNA polymerase II-specific; RNA polymerase II cis-regulatory region sequence-specific DNA binding.
CCCUUUGACAUUCGGUGGAUUAACAGGUCACUGAGCAACAACAUGGUGAAAUACUUUUCAGUGGACUGGCUGGCCCAGAGCCACGAACACACCGCGGUGACGGAGGAUGCUGCCCCGGCCUGCAGACCUCACAUCCCCUGCAUGGUACAGCCCUGUCCGCCGACUUUUGGCAAGAGUUACCUGCAGCCAAAACCCAGGGCCACUAAGCCCGUUGAAUCAGUAGAGAGCAGCGGGCAGGACGCCAACCUGUGCUCACCUUUCCAUCCAACAAGUUGCACCUCACCAAUUUCAGAAACCAGCGGGUAUUCCUCCGGGUAUGAGAGCGAGGCGGCUUCCUCUGAGUGUCUCUCUGUGGAUGAUGGCAGCGAUGCGGAGAAAGACGCAGCGCAGCGCCGAGUGCGCACCAAAUUCACCCCCGAGCAGAUCAACAAACUGGAGAAAAUCUUCAACCAGCACAAAUACCUUGAUGCUGGAGAGAGGGUGAAAACAGCACAGAAGCUCAACCUCACAGAAACUCAGGUACGAACCUGGUUUCAGAACAGGAGAAUGAAGCUCAAGCGGGAGGUGCAGGACUACCUGGCUCCCCAAAUCUCCCCGGUGAUGUUCCAGCGUCUGCCCCCGCUUCAGUACCACAGCAUGGCCGGACAGCGACCCCACUUCCCGGCCACCGGCCCGGCCUUCUACCCGCUCACGGUCCCGCAGCUGGUCCUCCAGCAGCACAUGCGCCCUCCUCACGUCAUGAUCCACAACCCUCAUUACUACUGA